AUGAGGACGUACACAUCACAGCCCAUCGACAUACCACGCGACUUGAACCUCACAGAGCUGCUUCAUACUACGGCUACAUCAAUACCGGAAUCUCAUAUCAUCGCUUCGGAUAGCCUGACGAACCGCAGCAUUACGCUUGGAGAACUUCGCGACCGCGCCGGGAGAAUCGCGAAGGGGCUGAAGGAUGGACUGAAUCCACCGGAUCAGGCUCGUUGGGCGAUUGUACUUCCCAACAGCGUCGAGUUUCUGGAAAUGUUCCAUGCUAUCUUAUGGACUGGGGGUGUUGUGAGCCCGGUUAAUCAUGCACUCAAGUCGUCAGAGAUCGGUCAUGGUUUCGCGGUAUCAAGGCCGCACUUCAUCGUUGCGUAUGGUCCAAUUACGCCGGCGAUUCAGGACGCUGUCGCUGUUGCCGUGAAGGAGCUAUCUACGCUGGGAGUGCAAUGGGAUAGUCCGACAAUACUCUCGAUCAUCAAACCCGCAAGGGGGGUAAAACAUAUCCCUGAUGACUUCAUUGCUUCAUCGCGGCUUGCGAUACCUCACUGGCCAGACACAUCGAGGCGGUUGGCAUCAAUACACCUCUCGUCCGGAACAACCGGAAAACCAAAAGGGGUUGAGCUUACACAUCUCAACUUCGUUUCGAACGUACUUCAACUCGUCGCGCUUGAUGAAAAGCAUCAGAUGUUCAACGUCUCGUCUCGGACAGUGGCCUUCACGCCGUGGGCUCACAUCGCUAUGACGACAAUGCCUCUAUUUCUUGGGCCUUAUACUGGCAUGUUCCAUCACGCAAUGCCGCAGUACAGCAUCGAUAAGUUUGGCCAACUGGUCGGUUCCAACCAAGCGACCUCGUUCCAGGGGGUGCCAAGCGUUGUACUGAGCCUCGCAAACUCGGAUGUAACGGAGCGAUUUGACUUUUCAAAAGCCCAGAUCAUCAACAUCGGUGGUGCUCCGUUGAAACCAGAGCAGAUCGAAAGACUGCUCAGGCGAGCUCCAUGGAAACUCAUCCAGGCGUACGGGAUGACGGAAGCCGCUGGCUAUGUGGCCUACCAAGCCUUUGACGAGAAAGUCCCCGACGGCUCGACUGGAAGGCUGCUGCCUGGCAUUGAGGCAGCGCUCAAGAAGGAAGGAACAACUGAAGAUGCACCGGAAGGUGGCCCCGGAGAGCUGUGGAUCAGAGGACCCAACAUCACUCGCGGCUAUGCAUUUAAUCCAAAAGCCAAUCAAGAAGCAUUCCGCAUGGAAGGUUGGUACAACACAGGAGAUGUAUGCCGUUUCGAUAGGGAGGGAAGACUGUUCAUCGUUGGACGCACAAAAGACUUGAUCAAGUACAAAGGCUUUCAAGUCAGUCCGUCGGAGCUAGAACAGAUCGUCAACUCACAUCCUCUUGUCAAGGAAGCGGGUGUCGGGGCGUUAUGGGAUGAGACCCAGCUGACCGAAGUGCCAACUGCGUGGGUUGCAUUAAAAGACGGAGACAUGAUGAGAAGAGAAGAGAUUCGUCGGAGACUAAGAGAUAUUCAUAAGGUCGUUGAUAACCAGGUAAGUGGCUACAAGAAGCUUAGAGGUGGGGUAUGGGCAGUCGAGAGACUUCCUAGAAAUCCGACAGGCAAGAUUCUGAGAAGGGAUCUGGUCAAAAUGACCGAUGGAGAGUGCUGGCUAAGCGACGUUGAGGACCCAGGCCUCUUAUCUGUAUACCCAGAAAUUUUACCAUCCAGAUUUGAAGAACUGACAUCUCCGGAUCAGGCAUUGCGUAAACUAUCGUUCGGUGCACAGCAUGCCUUGACAAAGGAACCCGGUACAUCGAAAUACGCAAUCUUCCUGUCGCGGGACCCAGAGAAACAGAACACCAUCUACGUCGUCGAGGAGUAUCCGUCCAAGGCCGACUUUGACGCUCACAUGGCACUUCCACACGUCCAGAAGUUGGUAUCAUGGAUGAGCGCAACCAACCCGAGUCCACUUGCUGGUACCCCGAGCACUCACUUUCUAUCCCUUCCAUCCGAUGACUUCUUAUUCUCGCGUGCAAAGGUGUCUGAGCACAAAGAGAAGGACCCCUGGGUUAUCAUUGCUGAGUUAGGCUACCGUCCUGAUGGAUCGGAAACAUCGAUACCAUACUGGCAGGGUGUUGUGAAUGAAGGACGAGAGAACGAGGGAGGAACUCUUGUCUACGGAUUGGCCAGAGAUUCUGAGGAUAGCGAGAAGCUUUGGACUGUUGAAGUCUAUGAGAGCGAGGCAUAUUUGAAAGACGUCCACGUCAAAAGCACGGCAAUCGCGGAGAGCAUCAAGAACACCAAGCACUUACGGACCGGCUUGACGUGGACGUUCCUGAGCUGGAAGGACGGGUUCCUGCACAAAGACAACUAG
Molecule: messenger RNA, 2355 nt
Organism: Colletotrichum gloeosporioides
Lineage: Eukaryota; Fungi; Ascomycota; Sordariomycetes; Glomerellales; Glomerellaceae
Product: 4-coumarate--CoA ligase-like 7
Exons: 3
Coding region: 1-2355 (784 amino acids)
Biological process (GO): secondary metabolic process
Molecular function (GO): CoA-ligase activity
Source: RefSeq, a predicted model, not a curated record